Molecule: messenger RNA, 2335 nt
Organism: Cuscuta campestris
Lineage: Eukaryota; Viridiplantae; Streptophyta; Magnoliopsida; Solanales; Convolvulaceae
Source: the annotation of a GenBank genome assembly
GUGCCACAUCAUCAUAGUGUGAACUCAAAUUUAAGAAAUAAAAACAUGAAAUUUAUAUCUUAGUACUUUUUUUAUGUUUUAGUCAUAUUUAAAAUCAUUUAUCUAAUAAAGUACGGAGUAUUGAACAAAGGAGAAUCAACUAAAGCAUCCGUCUUCUCCAAUUCCUCCGCAGAUACAAGCGAAAAUGAGCAGCAUUCCCGUCUCACUCGCUCUGUUCGUUCCAGUGCCCCCUUCGAGAAGCCGGACCAAAUCUCAGACUCCGCCGGAAACUCUCCGCCCCGGGAUCCGAAAAUCGGCAUUGAAAAUUUGCUGUAAACGAACGGAUAACUAUUCUGGAAGCACCAAAACCGAGGCGGGUCAUCUCCAACUCUCGGUUCUUCGUUUCACUCUCGGAAUACCUGGACUGGAUGAAUCGUACUUACCGAGAUAUAUAGGGUACAUACUUGGUUCAUUGCUAUUGUUGAACCACUUUAUUGGCUCGGAUUCUUCCACCAUCACAGCAGCCCAGCUGAGAACAGAGGUUUUAGGCCUUUCUCUAGCUGCAUUUUCUGUAGUUAUCCCCUACCUUGGGACAUUUCUAAAGGGUGCUCUUCUUCAUGAUGAAAGGAAUCUUCCUGAAGACGCGAACCAAAUCUUUGUCAUCUCGCAAAAUGUUCCAGAUCCUCUCAAGGAGGAUUUGGCUUGGGGAACAUAUACUCUGUUGCGCAAUACAAACACCUUUUCUGUGCUUAUCUCAGCGCAAGAUGCAUUGUGUGUGCGUGGCUACUGGAAAACUCCUCAAGAUGUAUCAAAAGAUGAUGUAUGUAAUUGGGUUGAGAAACAGAUUCUGCAACUUGGUCUUAUAAGCUUGAAGGAUACACUUUAUUUUCCGCAAACUACUGAUUCUGCACUUCGGGAGCUGCUUCCCAAGGGGACUCAAUCCCUCCUAGUACAGCCACUGAUGUGUUCUCCUUAUCCAAGUGACAAGGACCCUGCAAAAAGUGAGGGCUUUGUCCUGGUAGCUUCUGGAAGCAAUUUUGCUUAUGACGAUAAAGACAGAGGCUGGAUUAAAGCAGUUGCUGCAAAAUUUAUACUUUAUAGAUACCUAAAGCUGGAUUCCCUACAUGCUGGUCUGGUCAAGACUUAAGAAAGUCACCUUGGCGGCAUUACCAUUAACUGUGGUAUUAUGAAUCGUCUGUUCAUGGAGGCAACCACACUGUACAAUAGCAAUAGGAUCAACACCCCAACACAAGUAGAGAAAGCAUAUGGUUUCAAGGAAAAAUGAAAAAAAAGCCAAAAAAAUUUAUGAACCUAGAAGGAUGUCACGACCUAGUGCUGAAAUGGAAGGUGUAAAGAGGAAAUAUACUAGAAAAAAUAGGAUUGGGCAGUCUCCUGGUUUGGCUAUUAGGUCAGGAAAUAUGCCUGAGCCUUCAGCAUUUAACCCUCAAACUCAGCUCCUAAUUUCUUAGCUGAGGGAAGAAAGAGAAAAGAUGAAAGGGGACAGAUUCUUGAAGGCAAUAAGAAGGUAAUUGCUUUUGUUAGUUCCCUAGAUUACAUUGGUAAGCAAACAAUUGAUCAUGCUCAGCAACUUCAAAAGGAUUUCUCGAAUAACUUGAGUCUGGACAUGAAAUCAAUGGAGUCAAGUCACAACCUCAAUGAAAGCCAAGAUAUGACAGGUGUGACCAAUUAAAAUGGAUGUCGUAGAACCUCUUUGCGACUUUAACAGAAGAAGAAAUUGCAAGUUGGUUGCCUAGAUGACAUUUACAACCAGACAAUUGAUCAUGUAACGGAGUCAUGGAAUGAGUUCGUGAAUAACUUGAGUUUAGAUUUGAACCAAUAGAGUCAAGUCACAACUUCAAUGGAGGUAAAGAGAUGAUGCGUAUAAUCAAUCAAAAUGAAUGCCAAAAUACUUCUUUGCGAGUUUAUCAAAGAAUAAAUUGUGAGUUUACAAAUGUCAUCCCCAGUAACAACUCGCAAUUUCUUCCUUUGGUAAACUCGCAAGGAGGUACUUUGGCAUCCAUUUUGAUUGAUUAUGCGUGUCAUCUCUUUGCCUCCAUUGAGGUUGUUAUUCAAAAAAUCAUUCCAGGUUCCCUUGCAUGAUCAAUUGCCUGCUUGGAGAUGUCAUGUGAGGAACAAACUUGCAAUUUCCUCCUCAGGUAAACAUGCAAAGAGGUACUUCGACACCCAUUUUGAUUGCGCGCGCCUGUCAUCUCUUUGCUUCCAUUGAGAUUGUGACUUGACUUCGAUAGGAUUGGUGGCACCUAACAUGUUGCUUUGGAUAUAAUUCUUUGUAAGUUUUAAAUAAAUUUUGUGUUUGUCAAUUAUAGUUUUUAAAAAAUCAAUGUCUGUCUUUUAU